Molecule: messenger RNA, 365 nt
Organism: Exaiptasia diaphana
Lineage: Eukaryota; Metazoa; Cnidaria; Anthozoa; Actiniaria; Aiptasiidae
Product: H/ACA ribonucleoprotein complex subunit NHP2
Exons: 3
Coding region: 18-350 (110 amino acids)
Biological process (GO): snRNA pseudouridine synthesis; rRNA pseudouridine synthesis
Cellular component (GO): box H/ACA snoRNP complex; nucleolus
Molecular function (GO): box H/ACA snoRNA binding
Source: RefSeq, a predicted model, not a curated record
ACGUGCAUGUAAACAAAAUGGCGGACACACCAAAGAAACAAGACGACAGCAUGAKCGAAGAAGCUCGUCCCGAUUACGAUGUUUUAGCAUCUAGAGUAACCGAAAUAUCUAGACCUUUAGCUAGUCGAAAAUUGACCAAGAAGUUAUAUAAAGUCGUGAAGAAAGCUUCAAAGGCAAAGUCUAUAAGGAGAGGUGUUAAAGAGGUYGUGAAAGCAGUGAGGAUGGGUGAAAAGGGGUUAGUUGUUAUUGCUGGCGACGUGUCUCCAAUUGAUGUCAUAUCUCACAUACCAAUCAUGUGUGAAGACCAAAAGCUACCAUACAUCUUUGUGCCUUCRAAAGUUGUAAGUUAGAAAAUGUGUUAAGUA